GCGGGGACCUGCGGUAUGUUCUCGAGUUACGGCGGGGAUUGCCCUUCAAAACUCGUGUUUAUUCAGUGACGUCAGGACUCCUGUCUAGUAAUGAGGGACACCUCAGUAAUCUCUUCGAGGACUGGCUGGGCACGAGGGACGCUUCUCGAGUGACAUCAGGACUCCUGUCUAGUAACGAGGGACACCUCAGUAAACUCUUUGAGGACUGGCAGGGCACGAGGGACGCUUCUCGAGGCGGGGACCUGCGGUAUGUUCUCGAGUUACGGCGGGGAUUGCCCUUCAAAACUCGUGUUUAUUCAGUGACGUCAGGACUCCUGUCUAGUAAUGAGGGACACCUCAGUAAUCUCUUCGAGGACUGGCUGGGCACGAGGGACGCUUCUCGAGGCGGGGACCUGCGGUAUGUUCUCGAGUUACGGCGGGGAUUGCCCUUCAAAACUCGUGUUUAUUCAGUGACGUCAGGACUCCUGUCUAGUAAUGAGGGACACCUCAGUAAUCUCUUCGAGGACUGGCUGGGCACGAGGGACGCUUCUCGAGUGACAUCAGGACUCCUGUCUAGUAACGAGGGACACCUCAGUAAUCUCUUUGAGGACUGGCAGGGCACGAGGGACGCUUCUCGAGGCGGGGACCUGCGGUAUGUUCUCGAGUUACGGCGGGGAUUGCCCUUCAAAACUCGUGUUUAUUCAGUGACGUCAGGACUCCUGUCUAGUAAUGAGGGACACCUCAGUAAUCUCUUCGAGGACUGGCUGGGCACGAGGUACGCUUCUCGAGUGACGUCAGGACUCCUGUCUAGUAACGAGGGACACCUCAGUAAUCUCUUUGAGGACUGGCAGGGCACGAGGGACGCUUCUCGAGUGACGUCAGGACUCCUGUCUAGUAACGAGGGUCACCUCAGUAAUCUCUUUGAGGACUGGCAGGGCACGAGGGACGCUUCUCGAGGCGGGGACCUGCGGUAUGUUCUCGAGUUACGGCGGGGAUUGCCCUUCAAAACUCGUGUUUAUUCAGUGACGUCAGGACUCCUGUCUAGUAAUGAGGGACACCUCAGUAAUCUCUUCGAGGACUGGCAGGGCACGAGGGACGCUUCUCGAGGCGGGGACCUGCGGUAUGUUCUCGAGUUACGGCGGGGAUUGCCCUUCAAAACUCGUGUUUAUUCAGUGACGUCAGGACUCCUGUCUAGUAAUGAGGGACACCUCAGUAAUCUCUUCGAGGACUGGCAGGGCACGAGGGACGCUUCUCGAGUGUUCUCGGGGCAUCUCUGGAGGUGCCUGAAGGAAGUCAAGCCACUGGUCGUGUUGAAUGGGGAAUGGCGGUUGGCUCUGGAGUCAAUGCAGUGGAAUCGGGCCUCACCUCGAGUUGAUUUGUGGCACAUGGAUCUACUUUGCGUUGCUGUGGUGACCUCAGGGUCCAUCUAG
Molecule: messenger RNA, 1409 nt
Organism: Rangifer tarandus platyrhynchus (Svalbard reindeer)
Lineage: Eukaryota; Metazoa; Chordata; Mammalia; Artiodactyla; Cervidae
Source: the annotation of a GenBank genome assembly